AUGCGAGGGGGAGUGUCCAUGCCAGACGUCCAUGGUACUGGAGGAUGCAGGGUGGCUUUAGAUGUUGGUCCCGAUCGAUGGCUGUUCGGAAAUGCAGAAGGAGGAAUAUUUGCAAAGUUGAUGCCCCAUGAAGAAUAUUUUGAAAAGGGUUUAUAUACAUUCUAUAUUGGCCAAAAUGAUCUCGUUGCUGGAGCUCUUAGUGUGUCUGUUGAGGAAGUGAAUGCAUCUGUUCCUGCUAUGGUCAAUGCAUUUUCAACAAUGUUCAGCGCAUAUACAACUGGGGAGCUAGAUCGUUCUGGACUUCAUAGCACUGGACCAAUUGGUUGCCUUGGUUAUAUUUUAGUUGGUUUUCCCGCAGCAGGGAAAGAUGAUGCUGGUCGCGCAAAGCCUUACAGUGAAGGAGACGAUAAAUUUGAUGUGAUUUCUCUGCAAAUUGUAGGAUUUGAGCUUCCUCUUGUAAUAUGUUGUUGUUAUGGCAACAAGCAUGCCUUUGGCAGUACUGCGGUAUGUGGAGCAAUCUUCACAGUAAAGGGUACACACAGAAAACAGUAG
Molecule: messenger RNA, 552 nt
Organism: Populus euphratica (Euphrates poplar)
Lineage: Eukaryota; Viridiplantae; Streptophyta; Magnoliopsida; Malpighiales; Salicaceae
Product: esterase-like
Exons: 4
Coding region: 1-552 (183 amino acids)
Source: RefSeq, a predicted model, not a curated record